Messenger RNA from Notolabrus celidotus (New Zealand spotty), 618 nucleotides. Its product is annotated as homeodomain-interacting protein kinase 2-like. Lineage: Eukaryota; Metazoa; Chordata; Actinopteri; Labriformes; Labridae. The transcript has 5 exons. Gene Ontology annotation, cellular component: nucleus; cytoplasm. Gene Ontology annotation, biological process: peptidyl-threonine phosphorylation; peptidyl-serine phosphorylation. Bases 1 to 618 code for a protein of 205 amino acids. Gene Ontology annotation, molecular function: protein tyrosine kinase activity; protein serine/threonine kinase activity; ATP binding. The record is from RefSeq and is a predicted model, not a curated record.
AUGGUGGACCAUGAGCAGCAGCCUCUAAAAAUCAAAGUCAUCGACUUUGGCCUGGCUGUGAAAGAUCCUGCUGAAUACACGGGUUCAGUCCUGCAGACUCUGUGGUACAGAGCUCCAGAGGUCAUAUUGGGAGCUCCCUUCAAUGAAGCCAUUGAUGUCUGGUCCCUGGGAUGCAUUGCUGCAGAGAUUUUGAUGAACUCUGUGCUGUUUCGAGGCGCUGAUGAGUACGAUAUGAUAUGGCACAUCUAUUACAAAGUUGGAAUGGCUCCUGAACACAUGUUGUACUCUGGCAUGUAUUCUGAGGAUUUUCACAAUUAUUCGUACACAGCCAAAGGAGAGCCUGUCUGGAAAUUCAAGUCAAGUCUUGAGGCGAGAAAAUAUAAAGGUUACCCGCCCGAACUCAACAAGCUGAGUGACUUGCUGACGUACAAUGUGUCUCCUGAGCUCUCUGGAGAAGAUCUCCAGGCUGAUGAGUGCGACCGUGUGGUCUUUGUGGACCUGCUCACAAAGACUCUAAAGGUGGACGAUGCUGAGAGACUCACACCAUCAGAAAUUCUCCAGCACCCUUUCAUAACCAUGAACCACCUUGUUGGCACGUUGGAGCACAGCUCUCAGUAA